Messenger RNA from Fusarium sp. VM40, 1638 nucleotides. NCBI's taxonomy places the organism in Eukaryota, Fungi, Ascomycota, Sordariomycetes, Hypocreales, Nectriaceae. The record is from the annotation of a GenBank genome assembly.
AUGUGGCUUCUCAACACAACCACGAUCAGGCUCGAAAGAGUUGACGCGGCAACAACUUCAUACGCAAUUCUAUCGCAUACAUGGAGUGAAAAUGAAGUUACCUUUGAGGACAUGAUGCAGACUGAGGUAGCCCAGAAAAAACAAGGAUACAACAAGAUUGAGAACACUUGUCGACUUGCAAGGCGGCGAGGGAUAGAGUAUGCGUGGGUCGAUACUUGCUGUGUUGAUAAGCGCAGUAGCGCAGAGUUGACCGAGGCGAUCAAUUCUAUGUUCCUCUGGUACAAGGGCGCGUCAGUUUGCUUCACUCAUCUUGAGGAUUUGGAGCCUCAGUCCGGUGACGAGAAGGAUUCUCUUGAAGGCUUGCCGUCCUGUAGGUGGUUCACCAGAGGGUGGACUUUGCAAGAACUGAUCGCCUCGCAAACUUUGGAAUUCUACGACUGCGAGUGGCAAUACAGGGGGACUAAAGCAGAACUACGAAACCAAAUAUCGGAUAUGACGGGGAUUGACUUACCAGUACUGGAAAAUAACGCCCUCCUUGAAAGUAUACCGAUAGCGAAGCGGAUGUCCUGGGCAGCAAACCGGAAGACCACACGAACUGAGGAUACAGCAUAUUGUCUGCUGGGAAUCUUCGAUGUUAACAUGCCAAUGAUGUAUGGGGAAGGUACCAAGGCUUUCUCUAGGUUGCAGGAAGAGAUAAUAAAGGAGACAACUGACCUCUCUGUGUUCGCAUGGAAAGCUCAACAGGGAACAGAUGUCCCUUCCCAGGACUUUCGUGGUGUUUUGGCGCAGUCUCCUGAGGAGUUUGUGCACUGUCGCAACCUUUCCAGAGCCCCCAGCAUGCGCUACGGCUAUGAGUUCUCCAUGACGAAUAAGGGCCUGAGAUUGGAGACAUACCUGGCUGAGACCUCCACUGCGGAGUACAUCCUGAACCUGGCGUGCAUGUUACCCAAGAGAAAUGGCGACUUGGCAAGAGUCGGUGUCUACCUGGUAAAGACUGCCGAUGGUUACGUUCGAACUCGUCCGGGCGAGCUGUUCCAAACACGCGACUCGCGAAUUUGGGCUGGCGCACGCUACAAGAUCUUCAUCCGUAAGCGUGUCAGCCCGUUUGGCUCUGUGGCCUUGAAAAAUCUCUUAUCAACGAAUCUCGUAGUCUCAUUCAACAUUUGCGACGGUUUCAAGCUUCAUACGUUCGCAGCCAAGCCGGCAGACUUGUGGGAUCAUCUGCGCCAGUCGUUCAUCACGGACAACAAUGGGAAUUUCACAGGCUUUCUCGACUUUCAGAUAUCUGACACUUCGCAGAAGUUUGUUUCGGCAAGAAUCUUCAUCGUAUGUGGCCUGAGAGUACAUCCUGGUACUGGCACCAUGGGGCCGUGGAUGGGUGUCUACAAUUCUCUCGACAAGGGAAGUCAGCGAUCACAGUGGGUGGUAGGCUGCAUCGAUGAUUAUUACAAAUCGUAUGGGGAAGAAUUCUUUCUGCACAAGCUGAGAGAACGUACGCUUGCUGCGGGUGUCGAUAUUCCUUUGACGACCGAUAUUCCCUGCGGUGCAGAAACAGGUCGACUUCACAUUUCGCUGAAAACCCCUCCAAUAACAGGGGACACCAGGCAUGAAAUCUGUGUGAAUAUCACAUAUCGAUAG